CAGCAGCAGCUCUUUGUUCACUCCGAGUUCAGUGGCACAUUGUUGCUUCUAUAAUUUAGAAAAACCCAAACAAGUUUUCAUUCAUAAAUUGGUUUCGUAGUAAAUGUUUCACUCAUUUGUUUUGCUGAGCAACUCAAACAUGUUUGGUGGUUACCCGUCAAAACCACUUUGGAUGUCAGUAUUGGAGGCACGGCUGAUUAAUUAAUCACCAAGAACUUGACCUAACAGUUUUACGUAUAUAUUAGAUAAUUUUAUUAAGUAAAAUAUUUGAAACUUUUAUUUGAGAAGUGUAUUUGGGGAACACCUUUCUGAGCAGGCAAUAAACCAGAAUGUCUUUAAUUUCUAAUCAACUUUUAAACAAUUUUUAAUUAACUCUGAAAUAUCAAAAAUGUCGGUGUCGAACCGUUUUGGUUGUGUGAUUUUUGGCCAAACAAAAUCCCCUACAUCCAAACAUCUAUCUUUCUUUGCGAAAAGAGAUUCAUAUAUAAAGAGUAUGGAAUGGAUAAGCAAAUCAUCAGUUUAUCAACAUCUGUUAAAAUUAUAACAACUCAAGUUUCCAAUUAAAACUCGAUCUCAGCAUGAACUUUUACAAGAUCUUCGUCUUCGUCGCCCUCAUCUUGGCUAUCAGUGUCGGACAAUCUGAGGCUGGAUGGCUGAAGAAGCUCGGCAAGAGAAUUGAGCGUAUUGGCCAGCAUACUCGGGAUGCCACCAUCCAGACUCUGGGAAUUGCUCAACAAGCGGCAACUGUAGUUGCCACAGUUAAUGGAUAGUACAAUACGAAAAUAAUUUAAUUUUACUAUGUAAUUUAAUUAGCUGACAUAUGCAUAAGUAUAAUAAAUUAAUUACAAAAAU
Messenger RNA from Drosophila sulfurigaster albostrigata, 852 nucleotides. RefSeq names its product cecropin-C-like. Gene Ontology annotation, cellular component: extracellular region. Lineage: Eukaryota; Metazoa; Arthropoda; Insecta; Diptera; Drosophilidae. Gene Ontology annotation, biological process: defense response to Gram-negative bacterium; defense response to Gram-positive bacterium; antibacterial humoral response. The transcript is spliced from 2 exons. The coding region runs from base 579 to 770 and encodes 63 amino acids. The record is from RefSeq and is a predicted model, not a curated record.